GAGCGCACAUCAUUGCCCUUGCUCAGUUUUGCUUCUCUAAUAACUCCGCCCUUUCGGAGAAACACAGGGCUGGGCAGGGUUGAGCGCGAGCGCAUAUCAUUGCGCUUGCGCAGCAGGCCCAGAUGGCACUGCUGAAUGGACUCGCCUCCAGGGCUGUGCAGUCAGUGCGACUGCGCGUGGGCCGGGUGCCGCGCUACUUAAGUGCGCUGCACCUAGUGUCGGAGGAGGUAAGCAUGCAGAGCGCGGAUCCCGAGCAGCCCGCUAAGCGGCCUCGCUGCGAAGGCAGCCCAAGAACGCCACAGCGCACCCCUCCUGCAGCGGCGAACGCGUCUCCGGGCUGCGACCUCCACACCGACCUCCGGACCUGGGAAGUGGAGGACGUGUGCUCCUUCUUAGAGACAUGUGGCUUCCUAGAGAAGAAAGUGCUGGACAGCUUCAAAGAAAAUAAAAUCACUGGUUCAUUUCUGCCCUUUCUCAAUGAGUCUCGUCUCGAAAAUCUUGGAGUAAGUUCCUUGGAGGAGAGGAAGAAGAUGAUUGCAUGUAUCCAAGAACUGAGUCAAUCUCACAUAGAGCUAAUGAAGGUAUUUAAUGAUCCCAUUCAUGGCCAUAUUGAGUUCCACCCUCUCCUUAUCCGGAUCAUUGACACACCUCAGUUUCAGCGACUUCGGUACAUUAAACAGCUGGGAGGCGGCUACUAUGUUUUCCCAGGAGCGUCUCACAAUCGCUUUGAACACAGUCUGGGGGUUGGGUACCUAGCAGGCUGCCUUGUUCGAGCACUCGCUGAAAAACAGCCAGAGCUGCAGAUCAGUGAGCGAGACAUGCUCUGCGUUCAGAUUGCCGGGCUCUGCCAUGACCUUGGUCAUGGGCCAUUUUCUCAUAUGUUUGAUUCAAGAUUUAUCCCACGUGCUCGCCCAGAUAAAAAUUGGAGGCAUGAACAGGGCUCAGUUGAGAUGUUUCAGCAUCUGGUUGAUUCUAAUGACCUUAAACCUAUCAUGAAAAACUAUGGUCUCAUCCCUGAAGAAGAUAUUGACUUUAUCAAGGAACAAAUUAUGGGACCACCUGACACUCCAGUCAAAGACUGUUCGUGGCCGUAUAAAGGACGUCCUGCCAAGAAGAGCUUCCUUUAUGAGAUAGUAGCUAACAAGAGAAAUGGCAUCGAUGUGGACAAAUGGGAUUAUUUUGCCAGGGACUGUCACCAUCUUGGCAUCCAAAAUAAUUUUGAUUACAAGCGCUUUGUUAAGUUUGCCCGUAUCUGUGAAGUGGAAGACAAGGCUGGCUGUAAGAUGAAGCACAUUUGUACUAGAGAAAAGGAGGUUGGAAAUCUGUAUGACAUGUUCCACACACGUAACUGCUUACACCGCAGGGCUUAUCAACACAAAAUCAGCAACCUCAUCGAUAUAAUGAUCACAGAAGCUUUCCUCAAAGCAGACCCCUACAUGGAGUUUACAGGGGCCGGCGGGGGAAAGUUCCGUAUUUCUACAGCCAUUGAUGACAUGGAAGCCUUCACUAAGCUGACAGAUAACAUUUUUCUGGAGAUUUUAUAUUCUACUGAUCCAAAGUUGUCUGAGGCACGAAAUAUUUUAAGGAACAUCGAAAACCGUAAUCUAUACAAGUAUUUGGGUGAGACCCAGCCAAACGGUCAAGACAAGAUUAAAAAGGAAGACUAUAAACAGCUUCCCCAAGACAUUGCUGACGCCAAACCUAACGUGCCGCUGGAAGCCCAGCUGAAGGCCGAAGAUUUCGAAGUGGAUGUUAUCAACAUGGAUUAUGGGAUGGAAGACAAGAACCCAGUUGAUCACGUUCACUUCUAUUGCAAAAGUAACACAAAGCACGCAGUCUUGAUCUCUAAGGACCAGGUGUCACAACUUCUGCCACAGAAAUUUGCAGAGCAACUGAUUCGAGUGUACUGUAAGAAGAAAGACAAGAAGAGCCUGUAUGCCGCUAGGCAACAUUUCACUCAAUGGUGUGCGGACAGAGACUUCACCAAGCCACAGCACUCGGCAGCUUCAGUUAAGCCAACAACCCAGUGACAGAGAAUAUUUAUGUGGAAGAUGUUUGGGACUCUGUCUCCCGCCUUCAAAAGCCCCAGCUCUUCAGCAGCUUCUGGCCUCUGAAGUUCCAGUCACCUGUGCCUGUCACUGAUCUCUUUCCACUUGGGGGACCCGAGCACUGAAGUCAGUCUCCCCAUUCUUUACCAGCUUCCUAGUGAACUUCGUGGGUCCACCCGCCCGUCUCCUCAGCCCAUUUCUUCCUCAAUUGCAGUCUCCAGGCACUGUCUUCAUGGUCACAUCUGGCUCUUGUCCUUAGCAAGGAGUGCACGGAGCCCCUCCAGUUCAUUUCGGAUGUCCCUCGCCAUCUGCCCACUCCUUCCUGUUGUCCUACACAUGGCUCAGCUCUUGCCACUGCUCCAAGUAUUUGCCCUCAAGGAGACCCCUCCUUUGUUCACCCUUCAUUCCCUCUGGCUUCGCUGGCCUCCGGCCCACUCUAGGCUCUGUGGGCCACUUGGUACUUUCACUCUGUCCUGCCCUUCCCCCAUUGUUUCCUGUGAAUGGGGCCUGCCAAGAGCUGGGUCUGAGAACACUGGCUGCUCUGGUACAAGCCUGGCCAAGGGAGAGCCUUACCCUGCUGAGAAAAGGACAGGGCAGAGAUGGCCUCUUCCUGCCACAACCGGACUGGCAUGCUCUCUGGGGCUCCUCUUCUCACGCAGAGAAGAUUCCACUCUCCUCCAGCCUUCAUGUGCAUACCUCACAAGAAGCCACUGGACAUAUCCUCCUCCUCCCACACCUCAGGUCUACCUGCACGAGAACCUAUCUUGUCCUUUCCCGCCUGUGCAGAACAGUAUGCCUCCCUUGCUCAAUCAGCUCACGGUUUCUGGAGAUCUUGAUGGGCAGCUAAGGGCACUUCCAUGCCCACCAUUGCCCUGUGGAGAAGUGGACAGGAGGCAGCCCAGCAUGGGGUCAGAAGCUGGGAGCCGCUAGCAUCCCCAGAGCUGUGACCUGUCAUAGCCUUCCUCCAUGACAGAAGGUGGGAACCUCACCUUUAGCUGUGGGGAGAAUGAGAAGAGGAAUGUCUCGCCGGUGCCGUAGAAGCCUUUGCUGAGUCGGAUAGCUGAGGAGGAGAAGGCGCCAAACAUCUGGAAAACAGAGACCAGUGCAAGAAAGGAGCUGGGAGUCUACCAGCCACCUUCACCAGACUUGCAGGUGUGCACUCAGCCUCCAGGGCUCCGGGGGAGCUGGGUGUAAAGCUGGGGAUAGGGAGUCUCCAAGGCCACCAGCCUGCCCUCUUUCCCACACUCCACAGGAAGAGCCCUUGCUGGCUGCCUCCCCUGAAGUGUCCUGACUCUCUGCUCUCGCUUGCUUUCUCUCUCCCUCCCUCCCUCUCUUUCCUCUCCUCUUUCCCUCUUCAGGGUCCUUCUGUGCAACCAAGGCUGACCCAGAGCUUAAUUCCAUGAGAGCCUUUACAGGCAUGUGCCAUGGCCAGCCUACCUUUUCUUAAAUAUACUUUGUGUGUCUGUAUUGUAUGAAUGUGAAUAUGUUCAUGUGUGUGCGUGGGUGUACACACACACACACAUACACGUUCCCGUGCAUAUAGAAGCUAGAGGCCACUAUGAACGGACUAUCUUCCUCUAUUGCCUUCCAUGUUAUUUUUUGAGACAGGCUCUAAAUCUGGAACUGACCAAUGAGACUGGCUGACCAGCAGGUUCCAGGGUCCUCCUGUGUCUGCCUCCCAGUGCUGGGGUUACAGGCACAUCCUACCACCCCUGCUUUUUACAUGGCUGCUGGGAAUUGAACUCAGGUCCUCAUGCUUGCAUGGCAAAUACUUUACUGACGGAACCAUCGUCUCAGCCCCAAAUAUACUUAUUUCAUACGAGUAAUGCCUCUAGAAGAGCUGGCAAUCAUACACAAGCAGAAAGAAAAUGAAACAAGCCACAGUCAAAUCUCCUUCUUCCUCCCCGAGAUGACUUCUGUCACUUCCUCUUGGCACCUGUCCAAUGCCAGUGCGCAGACUUUCCGACGUACUGACACCCCACACAUAAACCGUUCCUUCUUGCUUUUCUGCACCAACUUCAAGUGUACAGAAGAGCACAGGGCCGGGGGUGUAUGUCCGUUGGUAGAGUGCUGGCCUGGCAUGUGCAAGGUCCUAGACUCAACCCCAGCACCACCAAAAGUUUACUUUUUAAAGUUCAAAACAAGUACAGCUUCCUUGCAGCUUCGACCCAACAGGGAGCUUGCUCUCGUUCCCAGCUAGCUUUUUCUCUUUACAUUUCUCAGACCCACUUGACCGCUAUGAUCUGCUGGGGAUGUCUUUCUGUAUGCUGUGAAAUGUGUUGCUCUGACCGAUUGAUAAAUAAAAUGCUGAUUGGCCAGUGGCCAGACAGGAAGUAUAGUGUAGGUGGGAUAAGCAGAGAGGAGAAUUCUGGGAACUGGAAGGCUGAGUCAGGAGACACUGCCAGCCACUGCUGCCGCCAUGAGAAGCAAGAUAUGAAGGCAGAACUGGGAAAAGGUACCAAGCCAUGUGGCUAAACAUAAAUAAGAAUUAUGGGUUAAUUUAAAUGUAAGAUAAGAUCUAGCUAGCAAGAAGCCUGAGCCAUUAGGCCAAACAGUUUUAAUUAAUAUAAGAGUCUGUGUGUUUAUUUGGGUCUGAGCGGCUGUGGAAAAUUCCAGCUACAACGAUCCUUCAUUCCUAACACAACAACUUCCAAGAAUGGGGCUUACCCUUCUAUGACCCCCAUGCUGUUAUCACACCUAAGAGAACUAACAAUAAUCCUGGUUGUAGUGGGAGCUGUUUGAGCCAUGCCCUGAAGAACCACCCCUCUUGAGGUAGCAGGUAACUGUUACAUCUGUCUAUGAUCUUGAGGUACAUGCCCCUGAGGCGUGGCCAUGGCGCACGUGGGGGGGGGGGUUAAGACUUGGGAUGCGUGUACACAGCUCUCUCUUCGCUACCUUGUGGUUUUGGAUGCUAAGAACAGUGUUGGACCAUGCCUCACCCUUCCAGGAUCCUGCGACAAAUUCCUUUAUUCUGUCUUGUGAGUUAACCCCCAAAUAAAUUCCUUUGAGCCUGGGCUACCAAGUGAGUUCCAGGAGAGGUGCAAAGCUACACAGAGAAACCC
This is a messenger RNA of Peromyscus californicus insignis, 5110 nucleotides long. RefSeq names its product SAM and HD domain containing deoxynucleoside triphosphate triphosphohydrolase 1 (gene Samhd1). Bases 123 to 2030 code for a protein of 635 amino acids. Gene Ontology annotation, molecular function: protein binding; dGTPase activity. The record is from RefSeq and is a predicted model, not a curated record. Gene Ontology annotation, biological process: regulation of innate immune response; defense response to virus; dGTP catabolic process. The transcript is spliced from 16 exons. Gene Ontology annotation, cellular component: nucleus. Lineage: Eukaryota; Metazoa; Chordata; Mammalia; Rodentia; Cricetidae.